Molecule: messenger RNA, 1889 nt
Organism: Diaporthe batatas
Lineage: Eukaryota; Fungi; Ascomycota; Sordariomycetes; Diaporthales; Diaporthaceae
Exons: 2
Coding region: 86-1453 (455 amino acids)
Biological process (GO): retrograde vesicle-mediated transport, Golgi to endoplasmic reticulum
Cellular component (GO): Golgi apparatus; membrane
Source: RefSeq, a predicted model, not a curated record
CUGGAAUCUCAGGGUCCAUUCCAGAAGGCACAGAUCAGCUAGGGAUCCGUGCGUGGGUCACCCCUGGGCGUUUUGCACCUGCCUCAUGUGGCCCUUGACACGCUGCCGAAUGCCAGCCAGCCAGCAUCGUGACCGAUUACCGUCGGGCCCAGAGAGCUUCACCCGGAGCUGCUUCAGCCCUCAAGGCGCGCCCAUCCUCAACCUGCACCCGCGCCCGCGCCCCUCCCCCCCAGCCAGAACCGCCGCGAUGCCUCCCAGAAUAAACAUACCCCCAGUCACGCGCAUCCUGCUCAUCACCCUCGGUCUGCAGAGCAUCCUGAGUGCCGCCAUCCGUUACAAGCAGUGGACUGCCAACUCGGAGAUCGUCAUCCCCUACCUCAACCUCAUCCCACAGCUGUCUCUGAUAUACCCCUGGACCUUCCUGACAACCACCCUCGUCGAGAGCAAUGUCUUUACCCUGGCCAUAGCCGCCGUCACCCUCUACCACGGGGGGCGGUACCUCGAAAGGGCCUGGUCGUCCAAGGAGUUUGCCAAAUUCCUCCUCGUCACCGCACUGAUACCCAAUACCUUGUGUUUUGGUGUCAUGGUGACCAUGUUCACCGUCACUCGUAACGAGAGCUGGACGCUGACCACAAUCGCCGGCACCAUCCCUCUCCAGAUCAGCUUCCUCGUCGCCUUCAGCCAGCUCGUCCCCGCGCACACCGUCACUCUCUUCAGGGGCAUUCUCUCCCUUCGUGUGCCCCGCUUCCCCCUCGUCUACCUCGGCCUGGUCCUGCUCCUUAGCCUGACGCCCCUCCUGACCGUCGCCUCCUUCCUCCUCGCCGUCUUCGGUCUCCUCACGAGCUGGACCUACCUGCGCUUCUACAAGACCGUCUUCCCCGACCUCGACUCGUCGCAGACACCGUACUCGCUCCGCGGCGACGCCUCCGAGACCUUCGCCUUCGCCGAGUUCUUCCCCGCGCCAGCGAAGCCCCUUGUCGCCGCCCUGGGUGACCAGGUGUUCAACGUCCUCGUGGCACUGCGCCUGUGCACCCCAUUCUCGCAGGCAGAGGUCUCAGCCGCUGGUGGCUCCUCCGGGGGAUACCACGGAUACAAUCACCGCAACGCGGCACCGGGAAGCGCGAGGGCCGAGGCCGAGAGACGGAGGGCACUGGCACUCAGGGCGUUGGACCAAAAACUACACGCCGCCACCGCCGGGCGGGGAGGCGCUGCAGGUUCUCCGUCCGCCGGCGCUUCUGCUGGAGGAGCCUCGGGCGCGGGCGGGCGGUCUGCAUCCCCUGCGCCGCCUCCCCCUGCUGUCACUGCAGAUCCUCCGCCUACGACAGGCCCCACAGUAGUACAGCAGCCAGUGUCCAACAACCAGACGGCCAUGACAUCAAGGCCGAGCGACGGCAUGCUGGGAGAGACGGCCUACACGCCAGACCACGAUGAUGGGGACAAGAACGAGGCAUAGUUCAAGCUGGGUCCGGGGGACCCAUACCGUUUCAAACUCGACAUCAAAAGCACUCACAGAUACCCGAUUUAGAGCCGAGGUCAGACAGCAGGAUCUAGGCGCCUGUUAAGGUUGCGCACCCGACGGUACUUACUGUAAAAUAAUCGAACAAUGGUCUCAGAAUAACGGAGGAUGGAGGUUGGCUUUCAAGGCGGACAACAGUAGCGGCCGCGCCUUGUGUAUAGUAACAGCCUAAACUAAGCACCCAUGACUUCAGCGGUCUGUUAAUUGUUUUUGGCUGUGGCAAGGCAGGAAAUAGGUGCACCGGGCCAGGCAGCCAGGCAGGUUAUCAUGGUUAGCUUUCGCUCGAGAUUUUUGUGCUUGAAAUAUCUCUCGGAAUCUUAGCAACAGUUUCUUCAGAAAGCAUUGACUCGGCGUGUUUGUCAGCCGUGGCAUA